Calliphora vicina (urban bluebottle blowfly) is the source of this 493-nucleotide messenger RNA. RefSeq lists its product as uncharacterized. Lineage: Eukaryota; Metazoa; Arthropoda; Insecta; Diptera; Calliphoridae. The transcript has 2 exons. The coding region runs from base 40 to 405 and encodes 121 amino acids. The record is from RefSeq and is a predicted model, not a curated record.
CAUAUUUAGUUUAUAUUUUUCAUUCAAAGAAACAACAUUAUGAAAUUAAUUUUAUUAUUAACCAUUGCCUUGACUGGUAUUUGCUUAACACAAGCUGCUGUCUAUACGGAAAGAUAUUUUCGCGAUGCCAAGCAUCCUGGCAAAUGUACGGUCGAUGGUAAAGUGUUGAGACCAGGCCAGACUAUUAAACAUCCCACAUUGGAUUGUGCUGAAAUUACAUGUGAUAAUUCCAUUGGCAUGGCCACCAUUGAAACCUGUGAUCCCAUUUCGGCUUUAGCAUCGCCAUUACAAGAACUUAAAUGUUAUGAUCGCACAAAUCCACCUAAGUGCUCAUGGGGCGAUUUUAGAAAUACUAAAGCAGAAUAUCCCAAAUGUUGUGAACGUCAUUUUACUUGUGUUUUUUAGUUGCAAAUGUUUUGAAAUUGUGAAAUAAAAAUGAAAAUGAUAAUAAACAGUUGUAUGGUACCCACGACUCUGUGUUGAAAAUUGGAAA